AAGUAACAGACCGGGAAGAUAGAACCCUUUUUUUGAAAAAGGUUCCUAUGCUCCCCAGUCUCAUACAAAGAGGGGGACCCGGGGAACAUAGACAUGCUCCCAGCUAAUGCUAGUGUAAAUGGUGCUAAUUUAGUGCAAUUUCAGAUGAGAUUUUGUGUGAACAUUUGUGAGCGUGCUGUGUGGAGAAUGUUUAGCACAAAUUGCCCACUGUUAAGAAAAUGACAAGAUUUUUUUUUUACAAAUGUCUUAUGUUGGCACUUGCCAGCCACCACUGUUGGUGAUGAUUUGAUAAAGAAUUUGCCAGUGGCUCAUGCUAAUGAUUGUUAAUGUUUACCUUGUGUAAUUUAAUUUUUGUGUAACUUGUUUAUAAAAAGACUUAAAGUGACUUGUUGUUGACGUACAAAAUAUCUAAAAUAUUGAGCAAAAGAGGGUAAAAACAUGGUUUUGACAGUUUUGUCUUAUGUAUGGUUGUGGUUACAGACAACUACAAGGAGUUGAUGGGGAAAAAAGAAGCCUUCCUCAAGGAUGAGGAUAUCUCUUGCACAUGGCAGUUGCAAGAAGGACCACACCUUGUACCACAACACAUGAUGGAAGCAAACCAAAGAAAAAAAGAAUUACGGCAACUUCCAGUCUCACUUCAGAUGAUGAUGAAACACAGAUUGACCCAUCACGAGUUCUUCAAACAAAUAAGCCGAAGAUGACAAAGGCUGCAAAAGACCGAGCCCUUGCCCAACUGAAAUCCUCGCUGCUGAGAAGAAAGCAAACAACCUCCACCCCCUUGACAAAUGAAGACGAUACAGACAUAGACACCAAUGUGGACUUAUUUGACCCACCUCAGGCUUCGGGAUCAAGUGACCUCUCCCAAGGGGAAAGUGAAGAGGAGAGUGUCCUGAUGGAUCAGCCCAGAUCCAGUGUUGGCAUGCAACAGGAAGUGAUGGAUGCUCUGAAAGAAAUACCAGCCUUAGUCAAGUGUGUCAAAGAUCUUAUUGCAACCAUGAAGAGAAUGCCACCUGUCAUGGACACUGACAGUACAUGUUCUGGCUCUUCCAGUCCAGCUCCAGAAAUGAUUUCCCUUGGCAACAAGGGGGUGCAGGUCAGCAAAACCUGUUUCAAAAGACUCAACCGAACAAGAAUGUCCCUGUUCACACAGGACUUAGCUGUGCUCCUCUUUGGGCGGGAUGUUUUGGCAUCCUCGACUCUCACAGGAAAACCAGGGCUUACUGGAACAGUGAAAGAGCAGCUAAAUCCGGAAAAGCUGAGUGCCCUUGUUGAUACAGUUAUUGCUGAAUUUCCAGGAACAAAUGUGUCUGAUGUGAGGGCAGUGAUUCAGAGAAAAUGUAACAAUGAGAAUUUUGUGAGCAAAAAGAAACAGUAAGCAGUAAAUCAGUAACUGUUUGUAAUAAUUUCUUGUUUGUUUUUUCUUUGGUGGACAUACAUUUUGAGUUUAAACAAACUGUGUAAAAGUUUAAACAAUCUGUCCACCUAUGUAAAAGUUUCAACAGUCAGUUUAAUGUUUAUUAAUGUUUUCAAAAGUCAGUUUCAGUUUAAUGUUCAUCCCUGUCAUUACUAGAAAUGGUACGAUGAAGAGAAACAGUUUGAAAAUGUUGUUAAAGAUGUAUUUUGUAUCCUGUCAUGCCGUGCAUGUUAAAAAUAAACGUUAUUUCUACCUCAA
Molecule: messenger RNA, 1672 nt
Organism: Gadus morhua (Atlantic cod)
Lineage: Eukaryota; Metazoa; Chordata; Actinopteri; Gadiformes; Gadidae
Exons: 7
Coding region: 545-1375 (276 amino acids)
Biological process (GO): negative regulation of Notch signaling pathway; positive regulation of neuron differentiation
Cellular component (GO): nucleus
Molecular function (GO): transcription corepressor activity; DNA binding
Source: RefSeq, a predicted model, not a curated record